AUGGCUGCCCCGGGGCCGGUCCGGCUCCUUAGGGCCGCCGCCGCCGCUUCCUCCCGCCGCUGGCUCUUCACUGCCUUGCCGGCAGCCGGGACGAGGCCAGGCUGCGGCAGCGGCGCCGCUACCGUGAGGGCAGCCCGGCUCUUCAGCCUCUCUGCCCGGGCGGUCCUCAGCUCAGAAGAUAAAGUAACUGUUCAUUUCAUAAAUCGUGAUGGUGACAAACUAACAGCCAAAGGAAAACUUGGAGAUUCGCUGCUGGAUGUUGUUGUUGAUAAUAAUCUAGACAUAGAUGGUUUUGGUGCAUGUGAAGGAACGCUAGCCUGUUCAACUUGUCAUUUAAUCUUUGAAGAUCAUAUAUUUGAGAAACUAGAUGCAAUUACUGAUGAAGAGAUGGACAUGCUGGACCUGGCAUAUGGCCUCACAGAAACAUCACGUCUGGGCUGCCAAAUCUGCCUGAAGAAAUGGAUGGAUGAUAUGACUGUUCGAGUACCAGAAGCUGUUGCUGAUGUUAGACAAUCAGUAGACAUGAGUAAAAACUCCUAAAAGAAAACAUCUUAGGGGUUUUAAAGAAGCUUAAUUAUUUUUAUAACUUAUUUUUAAAUGUGUAAUUAAAAAUGAGAACUUACAUAAUUGUGAGUUAUUUUAUAUGACUAUCAAUAUUAGAUUAAUGCUAUUUUAAUUUUCUUUAUAAAACCUCUUAUAUUUUUACGCUUAAAAUGCAAUAAUACUUCUUAUAGUGAUCACUGGAUUAUAAACAUUAGCAAGUGUACUACAUAUUUCAUAUAAUACUAUUCUGCCAAAACCUUCAAUGACAUUUGAAAACUGUAUCACUUCUACAAGACUUCUCCUUAAAAACCCUGCAUAUUUCUAGGUGUCAAACCUGGAUAUGUAAGAGAACAAAACUUGUAAGACUGCAUGGGGUCUUUUUAAAGUGUUACCAUUAAAGAUGGUACACUCAGAGCUAAUUCACCUUCUCCGUAAAUAUAAUACUUCCUCAGCAAGUAGUGGGUUUCCAGGAUAGAGAUUUUCCAAACUUUGGAAUCUUAAUGAGAUGAGGCAAAUUUUGUUUUGCAGAAAUAAUGUUAAAACCAUGAAAUCUGGGGCCGGUACAGAAUGCUGGCAACUGCAGCUUUACUGCAGUGCAUCUCUGUGGCCCAAAUCGGAAGUCAGUAAACAUUAACUGUACUUAUGUUUGACUACACCACAAAUACAGGGAUACACAUGGUGUAGAAGAGGAGAGCACUGGAGCUGCCUAAUGGGAGAGCAUUGGAUGCAGCUCUAAGUUCUUGCUGUUCUCUAAAGAUGUGAUUGAAGAGGGCAGUAUUUAUUAACAGAAGAUUUGUUUUUAAAUGUUCAUAGCUUUUUCAAUUUUGAGCUUGUUCAGGAGUCAGACCAGUGUUAGCUAGGGAAUUCAGCUUAAAGAAAGCCCUAGAUUCUGGGCCAUGUCCUCAGAUCGUUUCAAGAAGGUUGGUAUCAAUUGAUCAAGUUUAUUUUUUCCUUAAAGAUUGACUAGGUUUCCCAGAAGGGCUUGGGAAACACCCAUGCUGGAAUUUCAUGGUGACUGAUGAAGAGAUUUCAGCUGGAUCUUGUUUUAGUCUUUCUGAAGUAGACAAAAAUAAAUAUAUCUAAGAUUCUUAAUGAUCCUCUCCAUCUUUGUUGCCUAAAUACUUCAAUCUUGUCACUAAUACAAUAGUUGUUACCCUUCUGAGAUUAUUUUAAUAUUUUGGCCUUAUUUGUCUAUAUAUAUAUAUAUGUAUGUUUAUUUUCAUGUAAAUUACCUAAUGCAUUCAUUAAUGCCUUAUUUGAACUGGUGACAAUGACAUCUUUUCUUGCAGCAUUGUGCUUAUGGGUCAGGGGGAAAAAUUACAGUUUCCUCCGGUGUUGAAUAUUGGGGUUAUUUUGAGCUUCAUAAAGAGGGGUGAAAAAAAUGCCCCUCUGUUUUAAAAAGAAAUAUUUUUCUAGAGUUUUAUUGAAACUAGGCCUAGUUCAGAUUCUUUGUUUUGCUCUCUGAACAGCCAUUACUUUGUUCCCUUUGGACUUCCCCCUAAACCAAGAUACACAUCACGUGAUCUGCUUGGACCUUAAUCAUGCAGGGUGGUCAGAAUGCACUUUCUAUGUGCAUGACCUCAGAGUUGAAAUUUCCUGGCUUUUUGAAACAGAGAAAAGUCAAGGAAAAAGAAAGGUAGAAAUAAAUUGAAGAAAUGUGUUGAAGAUACUGCUGUGACUCUAUCCAUAAUUUGGAGGUAAAUAUCACUUUGAAUUGCAUUUUAUUCUGAUUUCAUUUAUAAAUCGUAAUUAUUACAAUUUGAAUUUUUGGGUUUUUUUACAUAAGACACAGUUCUUUAGCUUCCGGGGGGGGACCUAGGUCAUAACUAGAUACACUGUGCAUUCUUACAUCAGAAAGAAAUCUGAGGUUCUGGUAUAGUUGUGAAAUUUAGGCAUAGUGUUGGUGGUGUUUGGAUUUUGUGCUUUUCUUGAGGUUUGUUUUGAGUUUGUUGUUUUUGUUACAUACAGCACUAAUCACUUCUUGUGGGAAUCUUGAAGCGCUUAACACUGAGUGUGAAACAGCUCUCCUGCAAUUUUCUUUCUAAGCUAGGGUUGUUUCAUUGUGUUUCCUGUGACAGUUCCUCAGUGCAAAGACUUUGACUCUCCAAUGGUGUGCCUGUGGAAAUAACUUAUUAAGCACAGAAACACAAAAAAAAAAAGGCACUUCAAAGUUCACUUUGAAUUCUAGAGCUGUCCCAUAUUGCAGGCAAAUGGAAAUCUCAGAAGGGAAAGGGACUGAUAGGUAUUCCCCAAAGUGGACAGCUCAGAGAUACUUGUUUCUUUAUUGUCAGAAUUAUUUGCAAAUCUUUUUUUAUACCGUUUUCUGACACACCUUGUUUGUAUUGAUUUUUCUUCCUUUUGUUCCAAGCCAUUGAGAGUGUUUCAGGGUGUAAAAUGGAACUCAACAGUUAAAGAUGCACAUCCAAGUGUGAGUGUGAAUUAUUGUGCAAUGACACAAAAUUAAAGAACCAAAACUGGUUAAAUACAUGUUUAUUUCCUUC
Indicator indicator is the source of this 3044-nucleotide messenger RNA. RefSeq names its product ferredoxin 1 (gene FDX1). Gene Ontology annotation, molecular function: 2 iron, 2 sulfur cluster binding. Gene Ontology annotation, cellular component: mitochondrion. The record is from RefSeq and is a predicted model, not a curated record. The transcript is spliced from 4 exons. Bases 1 to 540 code for a protein of 179 amino acids. Gene Ontology annotation, biological process: P450-containing electron transport chain; positive regulation of oxidoreductase activity. NCBI's taxonomy places the organism in Eukaryota, Metazoa, Chordata, Aves, Piciformes, Indicatoridae.